Messenger RNA from Hemibagrus wyckioides, 1355 nucleotides. RefSeq lists its product as uncharacterized. The record is from RefSeq and is a predicted model, not a curated record. The transcript is spliced from 6 exons. The coding region runs from base 289 to 1059 and encodes 256 amino acids. NCBI's taxonomy places the organism in Eukaryota, Metazoa, Chordata, Actinopteri, Siluriformes, Bagridae.
AGGUGUAAACAGUAUGCUAAACGUGCGCCAUCACACGCGUUAUCUGGGCGUGCACCAGUCUGCUGUUAUGCAACUGAACACCACUGAUCUGGUUCCUCUAGUGUUUGCAAGGACAUAGCUUUAGAUCAGCUUACUGUAAUCAUCUGAGUGCAUUUCUUAACGUGACUGUUCCGGUUUGCGACAGAUGUCCGAGUCCACUCAGCGACCACCUUAAAUUAGGGAGCAGGCUGUCAGGAUAAACACAAUCCACUCCGAAAGAAGGGAUAUAUUAGGUGUUUUAUUCGCAUCAUGAGUAACGCGUUUAAAAACUGCAAAACUGUCCUUGUAACCGGUGCUAACCGAGGCCUCGGUUUACAGAUAGUUGAAAGCUUAGUAACUGGAGGAUGUUGUCCAGGAAAGAUCAUCGCUACCGCACGCAAUCCGGGCCAAGCGAAGGAAUUGCAGAGCCUGUCCAAGAAUCAUCCAAACAUACACAUUAUCCCACUUGAUGUUGUCAGUGAAGAGAGUAUAAAGAAGGCUGCUGUGGAGGUAGAACAGAUUGUUGAGGAGGACGGCCUCAACUGCCUUAUCAACAAUGCUGGCAUCAACGUCAGAGCCAACUUUGAAACAGUAACCGCCGAGAAAAUGCUGGAGAACUUUCAUACUAAUUCUGUAGGACCCCUCAUGAUCACCAAGGCAAUGCUUCCAAUGUUGAAGCGGGCUGCUGUGAAAGGAGAAGGAAUGGGCAUCCACCGAGCUGCAGUCAUCAACAUGACCUCGCUCUUAGGCUCAGUGGAGCUCAACUGGGGAGAAGGUGCCAAUGGCUUUAAAUGGUACCCAUACAGAACAUCAAAGAGCGCACUGAACAUGAUCACUAGAUGUAUGGCAGUGGACCUGGAGGCUGACGGGAUUCUCUGUAUGGCUAUUCAUCCUGGCUGGGUUCGCACAGAUAUGGGAGGGCAGGAGGCACCUCUAAAUACAGAAGAGAGCAUCAGCUCUGUCUUGGCUGUGAUUGGCAGCUUGACUGAGAAAGAUCAUGGCACAUUUUUGCAUUACACUGGAGAAGCUCUGCCCUGGUGAUGCCUAUUAAAAACCAUGGUGCUUUAAUUCUUGCAAUAGUUUGAUAAUACCAGAUUCUUAAAAAAUAAUUCCACAAUAGUUUAAAAUUGUAGCCAAUAUAUUAGGAGGAAAAUAUUGAAAGAUUUGCUGAUGUUUAAUGUGCACUAUACUGAUAUGAGUAAAACAGAAUAUCACUGUAUAUGAGAAAAGUCUCCUUAAGCAAGUAUGUCUAAAAUCUAACUGGAAAAAUAAGUGCAUUUAUAGCAUCUUAUAGCUUGAAAUAUCUUGAAAUAAUAAAUAUUCUAUAUUUGUGUGUA